AAGAUCCAUCGCUAUGCGAGGAUUGCACUUACUGCUGGCCGGUCUCUAUGUGGCGCUUGUCCAGAGCGAGAAUUUGACGGCGGCGGUGCGCUUUCUCUGGCCGCCAACUGGCCACCUGGAGCCGUCGUCGACGCUGCUCGUGCGCUUCGACGUGCCAGUCCGCGCCGACGGCUACAUUGCGCUCUCGAGCACGAAACUCAAAGGCCUCUUGCAGGCACAGCCUGAUGCUAUUGUGCUACAAGACAUUGAGCCAGGAACGCACGUCGUCGAGGCGCAAGUCCACGACAAGAACCACGCGCUGUUAGGACCACCCGCCGUCCUGCGCAUCGAGCGCGUGCUGUCCAAAGACGAGGCCGACGCGCAGCGCAGUCGUAGUACGAAGCCACGCGUGUGGCUCACAGCGCUGCCAGCCGUCGCAGGACGCCGCCCACGUCGACGCACACUGUGCUUUGUCGGUACGAACGGUCAGUUUGACGGCCAGCGGCAGCUCUGGCUGCACCUCAUUCAGGGCCUCGCGCGGCAUCCAUCAGUAACCUACGCGUUCCACAUGAUUCGCCUCGAAGAUGCGUCAACAAGGUUUGAUCCGUUUGCAGACAUUGGCGUACCCGUCACGUACGCCCCGAUGCAAGUCUCGAUGGAAGAAGCCGCAACGUACCAGCUCACGACCAACACGACGAUGGAGUCGAUUGCCGACUACGUUCUCAAUGGCAAACCCGACGCGCCCGCGCACAUUCCGCGGCUUUGGUCGACGUUUCUCCGCACGUUUGCACCAUGUCACGGCGGCAUACUGGUCAUCGCCAACUCGCGCGACCACGGCGACCGCGUCCUCGCCCUCGUCGCCAAGCACGUGGGCGCUCGCGGCGUUCUCUUUGAUCUCUCGAGCGUCUUCCCCGUGGCGAAUACCGUCGACGCACUCAUUGGACCAUCGAGCUACACGCUGGAGCACGACAGCGUGACACGGUCCAUCACGGCGAGGCACCGCCAUGUCAUUCCGCCUGGCAUCGACGCAAAUGUAUUUGCGCCUGCGCCACAACGCAAAACGAACAGUUGCCUCGUCGUCGGCUUCCUCGGCCGGAUCGCACCGGAAAAGUCCCUCGGACUCCUUGCGCGCGCCGCCGAACUCCUCGCGACGAGACGCGAUCUCUGCCUUGUCUUUCGGUGGGUCGGCGAAGGCCCCCAUGCUGUGUAUUAUGCGCACUACCCGGUUGAGCUGGUUGGUGGUAUUUACAACGAGACCGCACUCGUCCACGAGCUCCAGUCGUGGGAUUUGGCAGUUCACCCAGGCCUCCAAGAGACGUUUGGCAUCGCCAACAUUGAAGUCAUGGCGGUUGGGCUGCCACUGGUGUGCUUUGGUGUGGCCGGCACGACCGAGUACAUUCGACACAACGAAAAUGCGUGGGUUGUCGACGACAUUUGUCCCGAGGCGCUCGCAGCUGGGAUCGAAGUCCUGGCCAGAGACAGCGAUUUGCGGCAACGACUGGGACGAGGUGCGCGUACGACAGUCGAGAAGCAGUUUACGUGGUCGGCGACGGUAGCUGCAUACGACGAGGUGUUUGGCCGCCUCAUGAGCGCGCCACGCGGCCAAGCUGUGAUUAAGUGAUAACACUAUUUCUUCAUGCCAAAUGACUCA
Molecule: messenger RNA, 1630 nt
Organism: Saprolegnia diclina VS20
Lineage: Eukaryota; Oomycota; Saprolegniomycetes; Saprolegniales; Saprolegniaceae
Exons: 3
Coding region: 14-1600 (528 amino acids)
Molecular function (GO): glycosyltransferase activity
Source: RefSeq, a predicted model, not a curated record